AUGGGCAAACAUUCACAAGAAGCAUAUCAAUUAUCCCAAGAGAUAUAUAGUGACAAGUAUACAAAAGAUUCUGCUUGUAGAGUAGCCAUCUAUCUUGCUUUUGAAGGAAUGGAUCUUAAUGAAAUGGUAAAGGAAGUGUUGAAUGUCAAAGCAAAACCUGGUAAAUGUUUGAAGAAGAUUCUUUUGUGUUCGGAGGCAUUAUUACUGAUCAACAUCAAAACAGGAUUCUAUUAUGAGCAAGCAAAUAACUAUUGUCUAUUCUCUUAUUUGUUUCAAAAGAAUUUUUGGUCGAUUCUUCAAACCCAUCAUCUGAAGGAGCUUAAUAAUGAACAGGCAUUUGAAACUAUAAUGUCAAACAUAAAACAAUAUGCCAUGUAUGGAUUAUUGGAUUCAAUGCUUAUCACAUCCCUUAAAGAAGGUUUAUUAAUGAACAUUCAAAGAGAAAAUAAGCUCUAUAUACCAGAGCAAACGAAAAAGAAAGUGUUUGACAUGAUGAACAAGUUACAUUUUGUGAAUUCUCUUCAAAAAACCAAGACUCUCUCUUCUUUGGAAGUGACAAAUGUGCUUCCAUUUUAA
Molecule: messenger RNA, 576 nt
Organism: Naegleria fowleri
Lineage: Eukaryota; Heterolobosea; Eutetramitea; Acrasida; Naegleriidae
Exons: 1
Coding region: 1-576 (191 amino acids)
Source: RefSeq, a predicted model, not a curated record